Molecule: messenger RNA, 1036 nt
Organism: Erythranthe guttata (spotted monkey flower)
Lineage: Eukaryota; Viridiplantae; Streptophyta; Magnoliopsida; Lamiales; Phrymaceae
Product: Pentatricopeptide repeat (PPR) superfamily protein
Molecular function (GO): protein binding
Source: RefSeq, a predicted model, not a curated record
GGCCUUUUUGGAAAAUCCACACAAUCAAAACUGAAAAUGAAAAGUAAAUUUGGUUGCAUUUUUGUACAGUGAAUGUGGCGUCAAGGUCAAAAUUUGCUGCGGCGGGCUUCAAGCCGCCGGCAGCAGCUGCAACACCGCCCCCAAAUUACCGACGUUCGACAAUUAAUCACGGGAGCGGCUUCUAGCCCUAGCUUGUCGAUAUGGCGGCGGAAGAAGGAGAUGGGAAAAGAGGGGUUAAUGGUGGCGAAGGAGCUCAAACGCCUGCAGUGCCAUCCGGUGCGGUUCGAGCGGUUCAUGAAGACGAACGUUUCCCGCCUCCUCAAGUCCGACCUCGUCGCCGUGCUCGUCGAGUUUCAGCGCCAAAACCUCGUCUCUCUAUCCAUGAAGCUGUACGAGGUGGUGCGGAAAGAAACAUGGUACCGGCCGGACAUGUUUUUCUACCGGGACAUGCUAAUGAUGCUCGCAAGAAACAAAAGUGUGGACGAAGCAAGAACAGUGUGGGAUGAUUUAAAGAAAGAGGGAGUUCUUUUCGAUCAACACACAUUUGGGGACCUAAUGAGGGCAUUUCUUGACAGUGGAUUGCCAGACGAAGCAAUGCGAAUAUACGAUGAGAUGAGAUCUUCUCCUGACCGCCCACUGUCUCUACCUUUUCGCGUCAUGUUAAAAGGGCUGAUACCCUAUCCUGAAUUUAGGGAAAAAGUGAAGGAUGAUUUCUUGGAACUUUUUCCCGACAUGUUUGUUUAUGAUCCACCGGAAGAUGAAGAUGGUGAUGAACAAUGGAGACUGGAGAGCGAAGAAGAGUAGCAGCUAUAGAUAAUCUCCAACGUAGAUGAUCGAGAACUUGUUGAAGAUUGACUGAAUUGAUCAUGGCAGAGUUGCUAAUAUAGAAGGUGGGAUCUUGACAGUAUGUGAGGUAUCGUGUUUGCUUAUUACAGCUUGUAUUUAGGAUGACAGCAAGAUCCUUAAAGGCAACAUUCUGGAGCUGAGGUAUGUUUUGAUCAUGCAUUAGAGUAUUUGUUGUUUUAAGUGGUAAACG